CUUUCGUCUUCCUCAGCGACGAGGCGGAAGGGGGCGAUUAGGGCGGCGGCGAUCGGCGUUCAUCGAAGAUAGUGAGGGGCCGGCGGCAGUGGAUGCUCGCGAGAGGAUCUGAAGGGAGGCAAGGAGGGACCAGUCGUGGCACUUGAAGCGCAGCGAUGGCGCCGCGACUGCGGCGGAAAGGAGAACCUGCGCCCGUGUAUGGUUCUGGUAGUGACGAGUUCACAGUAGAGGUCCGACAUGGCGGGUUUUUUGUUGGGCAUGGCCAGUUGAGGAGCUAUGUGGAUGGGAAGGUUUCUUGGUUCGAUUAUUGUGAGUCAGAGACAUGGUCUCCUUUGUGGUUUGAUGAUUUCAUAGAGCAACUUGGAUAUGAGAUGACUGAAAGCAUGAGGAUUUACUGGCAGUUACCUGGGAAGGAUGUGGCUGAUGGAUUAAGAGUGAUUUCCAAUGACUCAGACACUAAUGUGAUGGUGUCAGUUGUAGAUAGGGUCAAGAACCUUGUGGUAUACUUUGAUCAUGAUGACAACAUUGCAGGCUUGGACUUUGAUGAUAUUGUAGUGAACCCAGUUGCUGAGUUGCCCAAGGUACUGAGCCCUCACAAGGUGCAGUAUGUUCCAAAGAAGGUGGAUGAGAAGCUACCAAAUUUUUACAGUGAUGUACCAACCACUAGUAGAGGCAUGGUAGAUGAUGAAGGAAGUGAUUCAAGUGGUGGUGGUGAUGACGGCAGUUCUGAAGACUCAGAUUUCGUGGACAGUGACUAUGAAAUUGAUGCAGAUGAUGAUGACUUAUUUGUUAAGAAUGUUGAUGUGGGGGUGAAUGAUGAGGGUGCAGCUGUGAAUGCAUCAUCAAGUCAAGGUGCUGAUGAUGAUAUUUGUAUAGAUGAGGACUGUUUGGAUCUUCCAGAUUCUGAGGAUGAAGGAUUAAGGUUCAAGUCUUGGUCUGCAGAGGACUUAAGUAAUCCAGUGUUCAAAUCAGGGAUGGUGUUUCCUUCAGUUGAGGUUUUGAGGAAGGCAAUCACUGAAUACAGUGUGAAGAAUAGGGUGCAGAUAAAGAUGCCAAGGAAUGAUAGAACUAGGAUAGAGGCUCACUGUGCUCCAGAAUGUCCAUGGAGGUUGUAUGCUUCCCAUGAUAGCAGGGCCAAAUGUUUCAUGGUCAAGACAUAUCAGAGUGAGCACAACUGUCAAAAGGAAUUUGUUUUGCAGAGAUGCACUUCCAAGUGGCUAGCAGAGAAGUACAUUGAGGUGUUCAGAAGUAAUGAUAAACUGAGUUUGGCAAACUUUGCAAAGGUUGUGCAGAGAGAAUGGAAUCUAACCCCAACUAGAACCAAGUUGGCAAGAGCUAGGCUUAUUGCUCUGAAGAAGGUCCACGGAGAUGAGGAAGAGCAGUACAACCAGUUAUGGGAUUAUGGGCAAGAGCUAAGGAGAAGUAAUCCUGGGACAUCUUUCUAUCUCAAUGUAGUGUCUAAUCAUUUCAGCACCUGCUAUUUUUCAUUGGAUGCAUCCAAAAGAGGAUUUCUAAGUGCAUGCAGGCCCUUGAUAUGCUUGGAUGGGUGCCACAUAAAGACCAGAACUGGAGGAAUUCUAUUGACUGCAGUAGGUAUUGAUCCUAAUGACUGUAUAUAUCCCAUUGCAAUGGCUGUGGUUGAGGUAGAGUGCAAGGACUCAUGGCUGUGGUUCUUGAAUACAUUGAAGAGUGAUCUUGGAAUUGAGAGCACUUAUCCUUGGACUGUAAUGACUGAUAAACAAAAGGGUUUGAUCCCUGCUGUGGAGCAAGUCUUUCCAGAAGCAGAACAUAGGUUCUGUGUUAGGCACUUAUACUCCAAUUUCCAGCAGCACUUCAAGGGAGAGACACUGAAGAAUCAGCUAUGGAUGUGUGCAAGAUCAACCACUGUGAUGGAUUGGAACACAAACAUGGACCAAAUGAAGACAUUAAAUGCAGCUGCCUACACAUGGUUAGAGAAGAUGCCACCAAACACAUGGGUAAAGGCCUUCUUCUCUGAGUUCCCUAAAUGUGAUAUCUUGUUGAACAACAGUUGUGAGGUGUUCAACAGAUACAUACUGGAAGCAAGGGAAUUGCCUAUACUCUCUAUGUUUGAGAAGAUCAAGUGUCAAAUGAUGACUAGGAUUGUGAACAAGCAAAAAGAGAUGGCAGAAAAGUUCCAAGGUCCCCUGUGCCCCAAAAUUAGAAAGAAAAUUCUGAAGAGGUCUGAAUGGGCCAACUUGUGUUAUGCACUGCCUGCUGGCCAGAGUGUGUUUCAAGUAAAUGAGAGGGAGAAUCAGUACAUUGUUGAAUUGGCCACCCAACACUGUGAUUGUAUAAGGUGGGACCUAACUGGGAUACCAUGUAACCAUGCUAUAGCUGCCUUAAGACAUGAGAGAAUUCCAGCUGAAUCAGUUGUACCAAGUUGCUAUUCUGUAGAGAGUUUCAGAAAAGCGUAUGAGUUCAACAUUUGGCCAUGCAGAGACAAGAGAGAGUGGGAGCAUGUUAAUGGGCCACAAGUUCUAGCUCCAAUCUAUGAGAAGAAAGUUGGGAGGCCCAAGAAGUCAAGGAGAAAGCAACCUCAUGAGGUCCAAGGAAAACAUGGGCCUAAAAUGACAAAGCAUAGAGUGGUGAUGCAUUGUAGGUACUGUCAGUCCGAUCAACACAACCAGGCAACAUGUGAAAUAAAGAAGCUAGGCUUGAGACCCAAACAACCAGCAAGAAGGAAGGCCCAAACAGUCCAGGAGGAAGGCAAUGCAACAUGUGACAUGAUAAGUCUCAAUGAGUCAGACAACAUGUGUAACCACAUAUCUUCUGAUUAUCUUCUAAUUCUGUGCAGGAGGACAUCCAGCAAGAAGUAGGUAGUUCCCAACUUAUGUCACAACUUAGUUCAACAAUGAUGAGCCAGAUGACUGCUGAAGGAUCACAAUCCAGCAGGCUUCUUCUGCAUCAUGGACCAUUACCUGAUUCUGAAUUUGUUCAGAACAACCGUCCAAGGGCCAGACCUGGAGUCCCAUUAACAACAUCAACCAAGGCUGGGAGGCAGGCUGCAGCAGCAAAGAAAGGGAAGGCCUCGAAGAAAAACUGUCAAACUGGUGGAGAUGGACAGGAAUCAUCCAAACAAAGGAAGGCAGCCAAGACAAAAACCAAGAUUGGUGGAGAUGGACAGGCACCAACUAAGAAGAGGAAGCUAGCCAAGAAGUAGACCUAGCUUACAGCAUCUGUGACCAGCUCAAAUCUUUUGUGACCUUUUGUGGUUUGUCUAACCUGCUGUCGUGGUUGUACAGCAAAACAUUAGGCUGUGAACUCUAGUUUCUGUGAAAUGCUUGUGAACUAGUUUAUGAGAAAUGGCUGUGAA
Messenger RNA from Panicum virgatum (switchgrass), 3334 nucleotides. RefSeq lists its product as uncharacterized. Lineage: Eukaryota; Viridiplantae; Streptophyta; Magnoliopsida; Poales; Poaceae. The coding region runs from base 156 to 2837 and encodes 893 amino acids. The transcript has 3 exons. Gene Ontology annotation, molecular function: zinc ion binding; transposase activity; DNA binding. Gene Ontology annotation, biological process: DNA transposition. The record is from RefSeq and is a predicted model, not a curated record.